Chironomus riparius is the source of this 975-nucleotide messenger RNA. The record is from the annotation of a GenBank genome assembly. Lineage: Eukaryota; Metazoa; Arthropoda; Insecta; Diptera; Chironomidae.
AUGAUCUACGAAGAUGACGAUGCUCAAUCGUUCAUUGAUGAAGCAUCUAUUAGAGCAUUGAAGAUCUCAAAACUUGUGAUGCUUUGGACGAGUUUUGCUAUAAACUUUGCAACGAUUGUAGUUCCUGCGUUUUUUCAAAUCCUACCAAUUCCAAUGUGGACACCGGAAUGGGCAAACUCAACAGUUAUCUUUGGCAUUUAUUGGAUUAUCGAAUGGUUAACUUUCAAUUAUUGUGCUCAAAUAAUUGAUAUAUUUUUCUUUAGCUUUACAAUCGUUGCUAUUAUUAACGGAUAUGGCCAGUUCUUGAAUGCUCGAUUAAGCAUGCUUGUGUCAACAGAAGAUCAUGAUGGAUAUCAAGACUUGGUCAAAUGCAUUCUUGCUCAUAAGAAAUUCAAGAAAAUGGUUGAUGACUUCAAAGAAAUUUGCGGAAGGAACAUUGGAGUGUUUUACAAAUCGGUAGUUAUCAUAAUCGGUGCCUGCAUUUUUGUCAUUACAAAGGGAGAGGAUCAGCUUACAUUUCGAGAAAAUCUUAUUUUCUAUUUCUACAUUGCUGCCUUGUUAAUGUAUAUGUUCAUCAUGUCAUAUUUUGGGGACAUGAUUUACUCAACAUCAUCACAAUUCUUGUAUGAUCUGUUCUCGAGUGACUGGGUCGAUGCUGACAUGAAGUACAAGAAAGCAAUGAUAAUUGUCAUGGAAAAUAUGAAGAAACCAGUCAAGUUGAGCGUUCUUUUCUAUGACUCGAUCAACUUGCAGUUGUUUCAGGAUAAAUUAAUAGUUUUUGUUUCGGUAUCGUUAGCUGAGCUUAAUCUCAUGCUAGCAUUGACUCCAUAUUAUGGCAAAAAAGCCAACAUUUCGGUCAUGCAUGGUGGCAAAAAUACAAUUGAAUGGAUCAUAAGACCAACUGUUAAGCAAGAGAAAAAUAUCAAACAACUUUCGUGCGUUACCGUCAAAAAAAUAUUUAUACAGCAGAAGUAA